UGAAAUCUGCAAACGGCAUUUUAAAAGCUGUCAAAAAAUCUCUAAUUUUUGUAAUUAUAAGAAAUAUGCUAAGUUUUUCAUACUAAAAACCGUACGAAUUUCAAUGUUUAUUUGUGCUUACUAAAGUACGUGCCUAGUUAUUACCAAAAUGGAUUCAGAGCCUGUUCUUCAAGGGGAUGUUGCGGAUGGCGCCGAAAUGUCCCCUUUAGUUGAAAACCCAUCUGAUAAUUUACCAGAUAUAAGUGAUAGUAACAUCGCAGGGGAUGAAUCUGAAGCAAUACAAUCGGCGGAUGAUGCCACUGCAAAUGGUGGUGCUCCUACAAGCAGCAGUGAUCUUCCGGACUUAGGGGAUGGUUUACAACCUGAGUUUUUGGAGCAGCCGGUAGCCGAUCCAGCCAAUGCUUCAGCGGAAGAAGAAAUGGACAUAGAUGAAACUACUCCAGGGGCAGUCGGAGAUGAGUCUGCAUAUAUCGGAGAUAACUGUUUAUCCACUCCAGCUGAGACUGAGGACAACUCUCCCCAAGAGGACCAUGCAUUGGAUCCACUCCUCAAAGAACAAGGCUUGGAAAAGGAAGAUGGAACAGAGGAAGGUGAACCACAAGAGGAAUCUCCGGACCAAUCUAUCAGUUCCGCUUUGCCCAUUGAAAGUGCACCAAUUGUUCAAGAUGAGGAGUCGAGCACAAUGGACGAAGACAUGGGUGGCGGUGAGGGAGUUGCCAGCAGUGAUGAUGUGAAUGACAUCAGCAGUGCCGCACAAGAUGUACUCGGCACAGGCAUAAGUUCAAGUACUCAAGAAGGUGGUGCGGAUAUAACAAGUAGUGGACAGACAGAAGGAACCCUUAUAUCUUCCACAGCCAAUGGCCCAGCUGUCCUGCACUCCUUCUCAUUGUUGCCUCAACAGCCACAAGCUAAUGAGUUCAGUGAUGCAGACACCUCGGAGAUGGAGGGAGCGGCAGACACAAUGCCAUCAGUCAGCGAGUCUCUGCCUGUCCUGACCAUGACAGCAAAUGGAUCUGCCUUAUUAUCACCCACCCUCUUACAAGGUGAGGAGGGUGGCGCCCGGGUGUCAUCCUCCGCCGAGGAGGCGGGUUCCGGUGCGACAGAGGGCGAAGGCGCCGUUAGCUCGUCCGGUGCCAACGGAGCGGCCGCGCCGCUGCCACCCACCGACGCCGCGCACGCCCUAGCCACGCUCGCGAGCGCCGCGUUGCAUCAUCAUGAAAAGGCGGAGCCAGAGGACAAACCACAAAAUGAAGAAGACACAUGGUACACUGUUGGUUUUGUCAAAGGAACUACAUUUACAGUACACAACUACAUAUCAGACCCCAACGUGGAUCUGUCUACACUGUCGCUGGACAAUCUGCCAGACCUGAGCAAUCUGUCCACCACACCUCUGGAGCAUGGAACUGCUUACAAGUUCCGCAUCGCAGCUAUCAACUCCUGUGGACGGGGAGAUUUUAGUGAGGAAUCAGCGUUCAAGACCUGUCUGCCCGGGUUCCCUGGCGCGCCGUCGGCCAUCAAGAUAUCGAAGUCGGUAGAGGGCGCCCACCUGUCCUGGGAGCCGCCGCAGGUCGCCGCUGAGGGCAUAUUCGAGUACUCCGUAUACCUCGCAGUGAGGUCCAGCAACCAACCUAAGGAGGCAUCAAAAUCGCAGCUAGCCUUCGUGCGCGUGUACUGCGGCCGCGCGAACACGUGCGUGGUGGGGCAGGCGUCGCUGAGCGCGGCGCACGUGGACUCGUCCACUAAGCCCGCCAUCAUAUUCCGCAUCGCCGCGCGCAACGACAAGGGCUACGGGCCCGCCACGCAAGUCAGGUGGCUGCAAGACAUUAAAUCAACAGGGGUGAAGCGAGCGGGCGGCGGGCUGCCCGGCGCGUCGCCGUCCAAACAGCCCAAAAACAUUCUACACUGAACGUAAGUGCAAGACGUGCUAAGGCGUAAGCGCUAUAUUUCGGCGCAAACGGGCGACUUACCUGUCGCGGCCGCGACACAAUUUUCAUGCAUUUUCAAUGAUUUUCUAAAGGCGAGACAGUACUAAGCGAAACCACACAGUGUUGCCAACUUUGGGGAUUUCCCAGUAAAAUUAAGUGGGAACAAUAAAUACACUUAGGUUUUUAGGGGGUACAAUAUUUUGGGAGUAAAUUUUUCUUAAGAUGGAUGGAUGGAAGUCGUUUUAAGCCUUGCAUGAGCGAAAAUUAACAUAACGUCACAUGAUUGACGUUUUCUCCGCGAUCACAGUGAUCGCCAUGUGGAACGGCUGAAGAAGUAUAUUCAGCGUUUUGA
Messenger RNA from Aricia agestis (brown argus), 2277 nucleotides. Its product is annotated as host cell factor-like. Gene Ontology annotation, biological process: regulation of DNA-templated transcription; chromatin remodeling. Lineage: Eukaryota; Metazoa; Arthropoda; Insecta; Lepidoptera; Lycaenidae. Bases 149 to 1906 code for a protein of 585 amino acids. The transcript has 13 exons. Gene Ontology annotation, cellular component: histone methyltransferase complex. Gene Ontology annotation, molecular function: protein binding; transcription coactivator activity. The record is from RefSeq and is a predicted model, not a curated record.